This is a messenger RNA of Phytophthora infestans T30-4, 1064 nucleotides long. Its product is annotated as small nuclear ribonucleoprotein-associated protein, putative. The transcript has 2 exons. NCBI's taxonomy places the organism in Eukaryota, Oomycota, Peronosporomycetes, Peronosporales, Peronosporaceae. Gene Ontology annotation, molecular function: RNA binding. The record is from RefSeq and is a predicted model, not a curated record. Gene Ontology annotation, biological process: mRNA splicing, via spliceosome. Gene Ontology annotation, cellular component: cytoplasm; U5 snRNP; U1 snRNP. The coding region runs from base 86 to 736 and encodes 216 amino acids.
GGUGGGGUGUGGCGCAGUACCCAAGCAAGAAGGCUACCUCUGAAGGAGGAUCUGGUCGAGCGAGCUAGGGACAGCUGGUUCCACGAUGGUGAUGACCAAGAGCAGCAAGAUGCUUAACUACAUUAACUACCGUAUGAAGGUGACGCUGCAGGACUCGCGCGUGCUUAUCGGCUACUUUAUGGCCUUCGACAAGCACAUGAACCUGGUGCUUGGCGACUGUGAGGAGUUCCGCACGCUAAAGGCCAAGGUCAAAUCUGCGGUUUCGGAGGAGCGUGUCGAGAAGCGCCACUUAGGCCUCGUGCUGCUACGUGGUGAGAGCGUCGUGUCGCUCACUGUGGAGGGCCCACCGCUCGCUAAGGAGAACGAGACUGUCGGACCGAGUGGUCCCGGUGUGGCACGUGCGGCGGGUCGCGGCAUCCCGGCGGCACCUAUAGGUGCUCCUCCCAUCGGACUUAUGGCGCCUAUGCGCGGUAUUGGAGGCCCAUCCCCAGGAAUGAUGCAGCCAGGGCAAGUGGCGGCAAUGGCUCAGCCGCAUGCGUAUGGACGAGGUCGUGGUAUUCCAGGACCCCCAGGUGGCAUGAUGCCUCCUCCUCGUCCGAUGCCAGGCAUGGGAAUUCCCCCUCCAGGAAUGGGCAUGCCUCCUGGAAUGGGCCCCCCGCCAGGAAUGAUGCCCCCUCCAGGUAUGCGUGGGCCCCCAGGACCGCCGCCUGGUAUGCGCGGCCCGCCGGGUCAGUAGAUACGUUCAAUUCGACUAUCAUUGAGGCAUGCUCACACAAAAAAGGAUGAAUGAAGUACCAGUCGGAAUCAAGCACUGCCCCCGCAGACACAGGCUACCCAGCGUCUUCCCAGGCCACGCAGAGAAAGUAUGACUGACAUAUAAGUUAUAGUAUUUGCUUCUCGUGCGUGCUGGAACUCCCCUCGUGCACAAUGGUAAGUUUUGCCUACUCAGUCCAAUCAUUUUUGCCAGACUACAUAUAAAAGUAUCGAUUAAACUGCUAUUACCGCACCGCGAGUCCUUUACAGCCGAUUCCAAGCAUGCUCUUCCGAGUCGUCCUCGACCACAG